This is a messenger RNA of Chaetura pelagica (chimney swift), 1064 nucleotides long. RefSeq names its product nudE neurodevelopment protein 1 (gene NDE1). Gene Ontology annotation, molecular function: microtubule binding. The transcript has 8 exons. Gene Ontology annotation, cellular component: kinetochore; kinesin complex; centrosome. The record is from RefSeq and is a predicted model, not a curated record. Gene Ontology annotation, biological process: vesicle transport along microtubule; centrosome localization; establishment of mitotic spindle orientation. Bases 36 to 1064 code for a protein of 342 amino acids. Lineage: Eukaryota; Metazoa; Chordata; Aves; Apodiformes; Apodidae.
GGGUAAAAAAAAAAAUUAAACUUUGAAGACUUGUCAUGGAAGACCUGGAAGGACAUACCUUCAGUUCGGUGGAAGAGGAAACCAGAUACUGGAAAGAGCUGGCGAUGAAGUACAAGCAGUGUGCUGAGAAUACGCAAGAGGAAUUGCGUGAAUUCCAGGAAGGGAGUCGAGAAUAUGAAGCUGAACUGGAGACUCAGCUGCAGCAAACAGAGUCCAGAAACAGAGACCUCCUGUCAGAAAAUAAUCGUCUGCGAAUGGAACUGGAGUCAGUUAAGGAAAAGCUAGAAAUACAGCAUUCAGAAGGAUACAGGCAAAUCUCUGCGCUGGAAGAUGACUUGGCACAGACAAAAGCUAUUAAAGAUCAACUUCAGAAAUACAUUCGAGAACUUGAGCAAGCAAAUGAUGACUUGGAAAGAGCAAAAAGAGCCACUAUCAUGUCUCUGGAAGAUUUUGAGCAGCGUUUAAACCAGGCUAUUGAAAGAAACGCUUUUCUGGAGAGUGAACUGGAUGAGAAGGAAAACCUUCUAGAGUCUGUGCAGCGCCUGAAAGAUGAAGCUAGAGAUCUACGACAAGAGCUUGCAGUGCAGCAGAAACAGGAGAAACCCAAAACACCAAUGCGAACUACCCUGGAGACCGAAAGAACAGACACUGCAGUCCAAGCAUCCUUAUCUGUGCCUUCAACUCCCUCUGUGCACAGGGCACCCAACAUCCAUAUACCCACCCCUGCAACUUUUAGGAGAGGUCUUGAGGACAGUUAUGGUGCAACACCUCUCACACCUGCUGCAAGAAUAUCUGCACUUAACAUUGUGGGAGACUUGCUGCGAAAAGUAGGGGCUUUGGAGUCCAAACUUGCAUCUUGCCGAAACUUUGUGUAUGACCAGUCUCCAAACAGACCCACGGUGUCCAUGUACAUGAACAGAGAUGUCCUUGAAACACGCCUGAGUCCUCAUCAACCUUUGUGUGAUACAGGGUUAGCAAAACGUCUGGAGUUUGGAACAUGCCCUUCAAAUAUUCCAGGAGCAAUGAGCCACCCCUCACAAAGUGUUGUCAAGAUGCUACUAUGA